AUGUCCACCAUGCGGAGGACCGUGUCGGAGAUCCGCUCCCGGGCGGAGGGUUAUGAGAAGACCGAUGAUGUUUCAGAGAAGACUUCCCUGGCAGACCAGGAAGAAAUACGCACUAUAUUCAUCAACCAGCCCCAGCUGAUGAAGUUCUGCAACAACCACGUCAGCACUGCAAAAUACAACAUCAUCACAUUCCUUCCACGAUUUCUCUACUCGCAGUUCAGAAGAGCUGCCAAUUCAUUCUUUCUCUUUAUUGCACUGCUUCAGCAAAUACCUGAUGUAUCACCAACUGGUCGCUAUACCACACUGGUUCCUCUCUUAUUUAUUUUAGCUGUGGCAGCUAUCAAAGAAAUCAUAGAAGAUAUUAAACGACAUAAAGCUGAUAAUGCUGUGAACAAGAAACAGACACAAGUGUUGAGAAAUGGUGCUUGGGAAAUUGUACACUGGGAAAAGGUAAAUGUUGGAGAUAUAGUUAUAAUAAAAGGCAAAGAGUAUAUACCUGCUGACACUGUACUUCUCUCAUCAAGCGAGCCCCAGGCCAUGUGCUACAUUGAAACAUCCAACUUAGACGGUGAAACAAACCUGAAAAUCAGACAGGGCUUACCAGUAACAGCAGAUAUAAGAGACAUUGACAGUUUGAUGAGAAUUUCCGGCAGAGUUGAGUGUGAAAGUCCAAACAGACAUCUCUAUGAUUUUGUUGGAAACAUAAGGCUUGAUGGACAUGGCACCGUGCCCCUGGGAGCCGAUCAGAUCCUUCUUCGAGGCGCCCAGUUAAGAAACACGCAGUGGGUUCACGGAAUAGUCGUCUACACUGGACACGACACCAAGCUGAUGCAGAAUUCAACAAGCCCACCACUUAAACUCUCAAACGUGGAACGCAUUACAAACGUACAAAUUUUGAUUUUGUUUUGUAUCUUAAUCGCCAUGUCCCUUAUCUGUUCUGUGGGCUCGGCCAUUUGGAAUCGACGGCAUUCCGGAAAGGACUGGUAUCUCAACCUGAGUUAUGGUGGCGCUAAUAAUUUUGGACUGAAUUUCCUGACCUUCAUCAUCCUUUUCAACAAUCUCAUUCCUAUUAGCUUAUUGGUUACAUUGGAAGUGGUGAAAUUUACCCAGGCAUACUUCAUCAAUUGGGAUCUCGAUAUGCACUAUGAGCCCACAGACACUGCUGCUAUGGCUCGGACCUCUAACCUGAAUGAAGAGCUUGGCCAGGUAAAAUACAUCUUUUCUGACAAAACUGGAACUCUGACGUGCAAUGUGAUGCAGUUUAAGAAGUGCACCAUAGCUGGGGUUGCUUAUGGGCAGAGCUCACAGUUUGGAGACGAAAAAACAUUUAAUGAUUCAUCAUUACUGGAAAAUCUCCAAAAUAAUCAUCCAACUGCAUCUGUAAUCUGUGAAUUUCUCACCAUGAUGGCAGUCUGUCACACAGCAGUCCCAGAGCGAGAAGGCGACAAGCUUAUUUACCAAGCAGCAUCUCCAGAUGAGGGAGCUUUGGUCAGAGCAGCCAAGCAAUUGAAUUUUAUUUUCACUGGAAGAACACCUGACUCAGUGAUUAUAGAUUCACUGGGGCAAGAAGAAAGAUAUGAAUUGCUCAAUGUCCUGGAGUUCACCAGCACCAGGAAAAGAAUGUCAGUGAUUGUUCGCACUCCAUCCGGGAAGUUACGACUCUACUGCAAAGGAGCCGACACCGUCAUUUAUGAUCGACUGGCAGAGACUUCAAAAUACAAAGAAAUCACCCUAAAACAUUUAGAGCAGUUUGCUACAGAAGGGCUGAGAACGUUAUGCUUCGCUGUAGCCGAGAUUUCGGAGAGUGACUUCCAGGAGUGGCGAGCAGUCUAUGAGCGCGCGUCCACCGCCGUGCAGAACCGGCCACUCAAGCUGGAGGAGAGUUACGAGCUAAUCGAAAAGAAUCUUCAGCUACUUGGAGCUACAGCCAUUGAGGAUAAAUUACAAGAUCAAGUGCCUGAAACCAUAGAAAUGCUCAUGAAAGCAGACAUCAAAAUCUGGAUCCUCACCGGGGACAAGCAAGAAACUGCCAUUAACAUUGGACACUCCUGCAAACUUCUGAGGAAGAACAUGGGAAUGAUCGUUAUUAAUGAAGGCUCUCUUGAUGCAACAAGGGAAACCCUCAGCCGCCACUGCACCACGCUGGGCGAUGCUCUUCGGAAGGAGAAUGACUUUGCUCUUAUCAUUGACGGGAAGACCCUCAAGUACGCCCUGACAUUCGGAGUGCGCCACUACUUCCUGGACCUCGCUCUGUCCUGCAAAGCGGUGAUUUGCUGCAGGGUUUCUCCCCUUCAAAAGUCUGAAGUUGUGGAGAUGGUUAAGAAACAAGUCAAAGUGAUAACACUUGCGAUUGGUGAUGGAGCCAAUGAUGUCAGCAUGAUCCAGACGGCACACGUCGGCGUGGGCAUAAGCGGGAAUGAAGGCCUCCAGGCAGCAAAUUCUUCCGAUUACUCCAUCGCACAGUUCAAGUAUUUGAAGAAUUUAUUGAUGGUCCAUGGUGCCUGGAACUAUAACAGAGUCUCCAAGUGCAUUUUAUACUGCUUCUACAAGAAUAUAGUCCUCUAUAUUAUCGAGAUCUGGUUUGCCUUUGUUAAUGGCUUUUCUGGGCAGAUCCUCUUCGAGAGGUGGUGUAUAGGUCUUUAUAAUGUGAUGUUCACAGCGAUGCCUCCCUUAACGCUGGGCAUAUUUGAGAGAUCGUGCAGGAAAGAGAAUAUGUUGAAGUAUCCUGAGUUAUACAAAACGUCUCAGAACGCCCUGGACUUCAACACCAAGGUUUUCUGGGUUCAUUGUUUAAAUGGCCUCUUCCACUCGGUUAUUCUGUUUUGGUUUCCACUAAAAGCCCUUCAGUAUGGCACUGUAUUUGGAAAUGGGAAAACCUCUGACUACCUGCUGUUGGGCAACUUUGUGUACACAUUUGUGGUGAUCACUGUGUGUUUGAAAGCUGGCUUGGAGACAUCAUAUUGGACAUGGUUCAGCCAUGUGGCGAUCUGGGGCAGCAUCGUGCUCUGGGUGGUGUUCUUCGGGAUCUACUCAUCGCUGUGGCCCGCCAUCCCCAUGGCCCCGGACAUGUCAGGAGAGGCAGCCAUGCUGUUCAGUUCCGGAGUCUUCUGGAUGGGCCUGUUAUUCAUCCCCGUGGCCUCUCUGCUCCUUGACGUGGUGUACAAGGUUAUCAAAAGGACUGCUUUUAAAACCUUAGUAGAUGAGGUUCAGGAGCUGGAGGCAAAAUCUCAAGACCCAGGAGCAGUCGUGCUUGGGAAAAGCCUCACGGAGCGGGCACAGCUGCUCAAGAAUGUCUUUAAGAAGAACCAUGUCAACUUGUACCGGUCCGAGUCGCUGCAGCAAAACCUGCUCCACGGGUAUGCUUUCUCUCAAGAUGAAAAUGGGAUCGUCUCACAGUCAGAAGUGAUUAGGGCCUAUGAUACCACAAAGCAGAGACCGGACGAAUGGUGA
Messenger RNA from Pipistrellus nathusii (Nathusius's pipistrelle), 3450 nucleotides. The record is from the annotation of a GenBank genome assembly. NCBI's taxonomy places the organism in Eukaryota, Metazoa, Chordata, Mammalia, Chiroptera, Vespertilionidae.